Messenger RNA from Hevea brasiliensis (rubber tree), 2635 nucleotides. Its product is annotated as mediator of RNA polymerase II transcription subunit 15a-like. NCBI's taxonomy places the organism in Eukaryota, Viridiplantae, Streptophyta, Magnoliopsida, Malpighiales, Euphorbiaceae. Gene Ontology annotation, molecular function: chromatin DNA binding; transcription coactivator activity. The transcript has 8 exons. The record is from RefSeq and is a predicted model, not a curated record.
AUGACUUUACAAUUUGAAAUAUAUAUUUGUUUUGUUAUUGUAGCAUCCGUUGAUUCGACGGCACAAACCAGACAUGCAAACGGAGGUGAUUGGCAAGAGGAAGUCUACCAAAAGAUCAAAGGCAUGAAGGAAAUGUACUUGCCUGAACUAAAUGAAAUGUACCAGAAAAUUGCCACAAAGUUACAGCAGCAUGAUUCUCUUCCACAACAACCCAAGUCAGAGCAGCUCGAGAAGCUGAAAAUAUUUAAGACCAUGUUAGAGCGCAUAAUAUCAUUCUUACAGGUUUCAAAAAAUAAUAUUUUGCCUGGUUUUAAGGAGAAAUUGAGUUCCUAUGAGAAGCAGAUUAUAAAUUUUAUAAACACCAAUAGACCCAGGAAGCCCCUUCAACAAGGACAACUUCCCCAGCCUCAUAUCCAGCAACCACAAUCUCAAGUUACUCAAGUGCAGUCUCAUGAAAAUCAAAUGAACCCCCAAAUGCAAUCAAUGAAUUUGCAAGGGUCUAUGCCAACAAUGCAGCAGAACAAUAUGUCAAGUUUGCAGCAUAAUUCUGUGUCUUCUUUAUCGGGUUCUGCAUCACAGCAAAACAUGAUGAAUUCCCUGCAGCCAGCUUCCAAUUUAGAUUCAGGCCAAGGAAAUGCAAUGAGCUCAUUGCAGCAUGCAGCAGUAGGCUCUCUCCAACAGAUUCCUGUGAGCACUACCCAACAGGCCAAUAUUAACAAUUUUUCAUCACAGAGUGGGGUAAAUAUGUUGCAGCCAAAUGUUCCCCUUCAGUCGAAUCCCAAUAUGCUUCAACAUCGGCAUCUGAAACAACAAGAACUGCUGCAGACUUAGCAGCUGAAACAACAAUUUCAACAGCGCCAACAGUUAAUGCAGAAGCAGCAGUUACUACAGCAGCAGCAGGCAAAGCAGCAGUUGCCUGCACAAAUGCAGGUACACCAAAUGCCACAGUUACAUCAGAUGAAUGAUGUCAAUGAGCUUAAGAUCAGACAAGGGAUGGGUGUUAAGCCGGGUGUCUGUCAGCAACAUCUCUCCGCACGUCAGCGCACAGCUUAUCCCCAUCAACAGAUGAAAUCAGGAUCUUCAUCUCCUAUUUCUUCACCUCAGCUGCUUCAGGCUGCUUCCCCUCAGUUAUCGCAGCACUCUUCUCCUCAAGUUGAUCAGCAAAAUCUGUUGUCAUCUCUAACAAAAACAGGAACCCCUUUGCAGUCUGCUAAUUCUCCUUUUGUUGUACCAUCUCCUUCAACUCCUUUAGCCCCAUCCCCUAUGCCAGGUGAUUUUGAGAAACCAGUAUCUGGUAUUUCCUCACUUUCAAAUGCUGGAAAUAUUGGACAGCAACAAAUUGGUGCUCAAGCACCAGCUCCAUCCCUUGCAAUUGGCACUCCUGGGAUAUCGGCCUCACCUUUGCUUGCAGAGUUUACCGGUUCUGAUGGCGCACAUGGAAAUGCUUUAACUACUGCUUCUGGCAAGUCAAGUGUCACAGAGCAACCUCUUGAGCGCUUGAUUAAAGCGGUUAAGUCUAUGUCCCCUAAAGCACUGAGUGCCUCUGUCACUGACAUUGGCUCAGUUGUCAGUAUGAUUGACAGAAUUGCAGGAUCAGCCCCAGGUAAUGGAUCUAGAGCUGCAGUGGGUGAGGAUUUGGUAGCAAUGACAAAUUGUCGGCUUCAGGCAAGAAAUCUUACCAUCCAAGAUGGAAUGACUGGGACAAGGAAAAUGAGGCGAUAUACAAGUGCCAUGCCCUUGAAUAUUGGAUCAUCAGCUAGUAGCAUAAGUGACAGUUUCAAGCAGUUGAAUGGUCCAGAGACAUCUGAUUUGGAGUCUACUGCAACAUCAAGUGUCAAGAGGCCAAAAAUUGAGGCUAAUCAUGUUCUUUUGGAAGAGAUACGGGAAAUAAAUCAACGACUUAUAGAAACUGUGGUUGAUAUUAGUGAGGAAGAUGUUGAUCCAACUGCUGCAGCUUCUGCUACAGAAGGGGCUGAAGGAACCAUUGUUAAGUGUUCUUUCAGUGCUGUAGCUCUUAGUCCAAACUUGAAAUCACAGUACACUUCAGCACAAAUGUCACCAAUUCAGCCCCUUAGAUUGCUCGUGCCUACAAAUUAUCCUAAUUGCUCCCCAAUACUAUUGGACAAGUUACCAGUUGAAAUCAGUAAGGAAUACAAGGAUCUUUCAGCGAAGGCUAAGUCAAGGUUUAGCAUUUCUCUCCGUAGCCUUUCACAACCCAUGUCACUUGGGGAAAUUGCAAGGACAUGGGAUGUUUGUGCCCGGGCAGUUAUUUCCGAGCAUGCCCAGCAGAGUGGUGGAGGAAGCUUCAGCUCAAAAUAUGGAACAUGGGAAAACUGCUUGAGCGCAGCAUGAUUCCUUUUUAAAAGCUAAAGAAGCUGUCAAUGUGAUUAUUUUGCUGCUGCUGCCAUGAUGACCAAACAAGCAGUUUUGCAAGUAUAGACGAUCAUCCUGAAGACUCCUGGAGCAUUUCCUAAAUGUGUGUAAAUAUAUAUAUAUAUAUAUAUGCUGGAAUAAUCUUUAUAUGUUGUUUUUAAUAUGAUAAGUUCUAUUUUGAAUGGAUUGAAAGGAUUGUUUAACCAAACAGUAUAUUUGUCGCCUGAUUAACGCUGAAUCAACUGUUAAGGCAAUUGAGAAA